This is a messenger RNA of Ostertagia ostertagi, 579 nucleotides long. NCBI's taxonomy places the organism in Eukaryota, Metazoa, Nematoda, Chromadorea, Rhabditida, Trichostrongylidae. The record is from the annotation of a GenBank genome assembly.
AUGAAGAAGCAACUAGAAAAGGGAAGGAUCCUGUUCAAGAUGAACUACACUGGUCUCAUCAGCAACACUCUCGGCGGACUUUAUCAGGCAACCUAUAUUGAUACGGAUGGAAAAACUAAAAUUGCUGCAGUGACUAACAUGGAGCCAACAGAUGCUCGCCGAAUGGUACCAUGCCUGGAUGAACCGAGUUUCAAAGCAAAUUGGACCGUAACUGUAAUUCAUCCGAAUGGUACAACAGCCAUAUCGAAUGGCAUUGAAACGGAGGAAGAGCGGGACCCCAGUGGGCGUUGGAUCGUAUCGAGAUUCAAAACUACUCCACCAAUGUCUUCUUACCUGUUGGCCCUUAUUGUUUCAGAAUUCGAGUUCAAUGAAGGCAAAACGGAAAGUGGUGUGCGGUUCCGAAUAUGGUCACGCCCAGAAGCGAAAAAUAUGACACAAUACGCCUUGGGAGCCGGUGUCAAAUGCUUGGAAUCCUACGAGAAAUUUUUCAACAUCAAAUUUCCUCUCGAAAAGCAAGAUAUGGUUGCUGUUCCUGAUUUCUCGCUAGGUGCUAUGGAAAACUGGGGCCUCAUUAUUUAU